AGAUGCUACCAAUGUCGUGUGGCUGUUUUCGUGUGUGUGUCCACGCGUGUGUUUGCUACACGGGUUCGCUUGCAGAUCUCGUCGAUUUACUGGCCAUGGUGGUGGAGGACGUCAGCAAGGCUGCCAGCAGAAACGUGACCGGUGCCCAUCUUCUUCAAGAACUCCUAAGCGCUCCAAGGCUGCGUGCCUUGCUGCAGAUUUAUGAGUGCCUGUUGACGUUCAAGAGACUCUGGCCCUGCCCCUUCUUGGCUCACGCUUCGGGACUGUCACGCGAGGUCCAGGCUGUGCUGCAUACGGUCCAUACUCCUUCCGUGGAGGCUACAGAGCUUCAGAUCCUCCUCAGCUCUCCACACAUGAAGGCCCUGUUGUCCUGUCACGACGCCAUCGCUCAGGCUGACUUUGGACCCGUUUUGCCACCACUACCCGACGUGCUGCCUGAAGAUGAAGAGGCAAUCAGAAUCAUUCGUUUGGUGAAAAAGGAACAAUCUCUGGGGGCCACCAUAAGGAAGGACAAGGAGACAGGAGAGAUCUUUAUUGCCAGGGUGAUUCCUGGCGGACUUGCAGACCGCAGCGGUCUUCUCCAUCCUGGAGAUCUUCUGGUGGAGGUGGACAGUAAGCCACUAGUGGGCUUGGAACCCGAGGAGGUCAUCCAGAUUCUGAUGAGGUCUGAGGGCACCAUCCUGUUCAAAGUUGUUCCAAACGAAUCCCAGCUGAGCAGCACCAACAAACCAGUCUACAUGAGGGCAAUGGUGGACUACUGCCCCUUGCAGGACUUGGCCAUAACCAGCCCUAAAGUGGAGCUGGUCUUCAGUAAGGGGGAUUUGCUGGAGGUCUUGGACCAGUCAGAUGGACGUUGGUGGAAGGCCAGGAAGAUGAGCAGCUCAGCUUCCUGCGCCAAAUUGAUACCAUCCCCAGCCACGUUCAAGAGCUGGCAAUCUCAGCACAUUGGCGGAGAGGCAGCAUGUCACAGUAAGAGCAAGCAGAGUGAGCUGAAGGAGAGUAAGGAGUGUACGGAUAACAAGUAUGACGAGAGUGACAGCAACAGAGGCGGGAAAGCAGAGGAGGAAUCUCAGGACAAAGGCAUUCCAGAGUCAGAAUCAUCAGAUAUUCCUGAUGGUCUCUACCUCACGGGUUUCCGUCGUAGUUUUUGUCUGUUGAAGAGGUCGAUGUCGAAGAGGCGACGUCAGUCCUGCACCAACAUGAACGCCUCUUGCGCCGCGUUGGCCACACCCUAUGAGGAAGUGGUGCGCUACCAACGACCCCCAGGGGACCAUCACCGCCUCAUCGUCCUUGUCGGUGCAGCAGGCGUGGGGGUCAACGAGCUGAGAAAGACCCUUAUCCAAGUCAAGCCAGACACCUUCCAGGGACCUGUACCACACACCACCCGACCAAUCAGAGCAUGGGAGCAGACGGGCAGGGAGUAUCACUUUGUCAGCAAAGAGCUCUUUGACUACAUGGUGUGCAGCCACAGGUUUGUGGAAUGGGGCGAGUUUGAGGGCCACAAGUACGGGACCAGUAUUGAUGCCAUCAAUGAGGUCAUCAAACAGGGACGUGUGUGCAUCAUUGACAUCGAACCAUAUAACAUUCCUCCUCUGAGGACCAGGAAGUAUAAGCCGUAUGUGAUCUUCAUCAAAGCUUCCAACUUGGAGAAACUCGCAGAAACUACUGAGAACGCCAGCAUUGUUUGCACUUACCAACACAACAGAAACUUCACCAAGCAGGACCUUAAUGGUGCGGCAGAGACAUCUUCGGAGAUGGAGCCGAAGUACAAACAUUUGUUCGAUGAAGUGCUCUUCAACGAGCAGCUGAACAACACUUGUGCUAAGCUGUGCGCUGCCAUCCAGCGGGCACAGGAGGACCCUAACUGGAUACCUGUCAGCUGGACCCGAAGCUAGGACUAAUUGGUCGCUAAACAUGAAGUAGCCCAGGGGUCUGCAACCUGGCGAUCCAGCGCCACAUUCUGCUCUUUCAUCCUUCUGCUAUGACUGUCUGUAUCCUAAAAAUAAAGACUAUUUCAUUUUAA
Molecule: messenger RNA, 2023 nt
Organism: Syngnathoides biaculeatus (alligator pipefish)
Lineage: Eukaryota; Metazoa; Chordata; Actinopteri; Syngnathiformes; Syngnathidae
Product: MAGUK p55 subfamily member 4-like
Exons: 18
Coding region: 3-1895 (630 amino acids)
Cellular component (GO): adherens junction; plasma membrane
Molecular function (GO): protein binding
Source: RefSeq, a predicted model, not a curated record